Oncorhynchus kisutch (coho salmon) is the source of this 1242-nucleotide messenger RNA. RefSeq names its product diencephalon/mesencephalon homeobox protein 1-B-like. The transcript is spliced from 3 exons. The record is from RefSeq and is a predicted model, not a curated record. NCBI's taxonomy places the organism in Eukaryota, Metazoa, Chordata, Actinopteri, Salmoniformes, Salmonidae. Gene Ontology annotation, molecular function: DNA-binding transcription factor activity, RNA polymerase II-specific; RNA polymerase II transcription regulatory region sequence-specific DNA binding. Bases 1 to 801 code for a protein of 266 amino acids. Gene Ontology annotation, biological process: regulation of transcription by RNA polymerase II.
AUGAAUGCUUUGAAUUUCUGCGGGGGAUCCAACAGUGGAGUCUAUCCUCUACACAGCUUCAACUCCGUCUGUUUCGACCACCACCAGAUGGCAGACCAGUACCAGGUUUAUUCAUUGGCCAAUCCAUCCUCGGUUAACACGUUCUCUGUUGCUGAAAGACUUGCCGAGUUGAUACUGGAGGCCCGUUAUGGGAACCAGCAGAAGCAGCGUCGGAGCCGCACAGCCUUCACUGUGUCCCAGCUACAGGCUCUAGAGAAAGCCUUCCAGCAGACCCAGUACCCUGAUGUAAGCAUGAGAGAAAGACUGGCUGUCUGCAUCAACUUGCCUGAAGCUCGCAUUCAGGUGUGGUUCAAGAACAGAAGAGCAAAGCUUCGUAAGGGACAGCGAUGCUCCCCUCUUCGCAGAGAGCAAAGCCUGGAGGAACCACAUCAGACCAAGGCAGGAGGGGAAGAGAGCACUACUAAGGACUCCAAAACACAAAGCAAAUUCGCUCCUCUCUGGGAAGUCAGUGAUGCUCCUACCAUUUCUUGUUCUGGAGACACCAUUGCAACUCAGGUCCACACAAGAUUACAUUAUCCUCCCGUUUUUCCCUUUGUGUAUGGAGAGCGGAACCACCUUCCACAUCAUCAUGCUUUAGGGAUGCUGUCAGCUGGCCUACAUUUCACCCCCAAAUUCUGGCCCAUUCUACAGCAACACAGCCCGGCCUUAGGAGUUGCCCCACCGGUUGGUAAAAACUGCAGCCUUUCCCUUCAGACUUUCUUUCCCAGUAAAGCUGUACCCCACCCCAAUUUGGGUCUAUAACUUCUCUGCAGUGUGUAAUGGCAAAAAGGGACUGGUACACUGGUGCACUAGUAUCAAUACGGACACAUAAACUACUGAUUGUAUACUUUGACACUGUACAUACUGUAUGUAUGUGUGAAGGACCUCUGACAAGUGAUUAUGUCUGUAGAUUAUUUGAUUGAUUAAGAUACACUCAAGGUAUGUUGUGAGCAUUCAGGAUCGCAAUCAGGAGUGGAUUGGUACAUACUUCAUUUGCAUAGAGAUGUUACAGUCAGUUUUUACUCACUUAUGACAAGCACUUAGGAGAAUAGAGAAUUGAGAUGUGAUUUCGGGCACUUUUUUCACAUCAUAUAUUCAUUUGUUCAAGACAAUUUUCUGUAAUGUCUCAAGGUAUGAUUUAAAAUAUAUAUUUAACUAGGCAAGUCAGUUAAGAACAAAGUCUUAUUUACAAUGACAGCCUAC